GCGACCUGGCGACAAUAUAACUGGACCCCUAUUUCGUUUUGAUACCCUGCAAACGCCAGGCCCGCACCCUUUCCAUACCGUUUCCUGGCGCGCUUCCCGUCUACCCCUUCCACUACCCCCCACUAAAGUAACACUAUAGCAACACUACAGGGGCAUUGUUAAUCUGCUAAUCUGCCCUGACCACCUACGACCGUUACCCCGGAUCUCCAAAUGAGGCACUAAUCUAAUCGGUAUCGAAGUCGCAACCGUGGCCUUUCAUCCCCUCCAUCCUCGCAUUCGCGUCUACAGCCUCGUGCUGAACUCCACUACUGCAGCGGAACCGAUCUGUGUAAUCGUCGCACCAUGAUGCUCUGGGUUACACUUUCCACUCUCCCUAUCCUCCUCGUCGUCGUGUGGCUGUAUACCGUGGCGACGGUCAAGGGGCGCUUCCCGACUUUGAAGAACAGGCGGAUCUGUUUACUUAUCGCCCACCCCGACGAUGAGGCCAUGUUCUUCGCGCCGGCGCUGCUGGCCUUGACAGACCCGGCGUUGGGGAACCACCUCAAGAUCUUGUGUUUAAGCAGUGGCGAUGCCGAUGGGCUGGGCGAAACACGAAAGAAGGAGCUGGUCAAGAGCGGCAUGCUGCUCGGCCUACGAAAUGAAGACGACGUGUUCGUUGUCGAGAACCCCGACUUCCAAGAUAGCAUGACGGCGACUUGGUCGAAAGAGAAGAUCGCCUCGCUCCUCUCCUCCGCAUUCGCUCCUCACCUUGCCAAUACCCUCACCUCCAAGUCCGCCGACGCGCCGACCGCCACAAUCGACGUGCUCAUCACCUUCGACCGCUCGGGCGUCUCCGCGCACCCAAACCACAUCUCCCUCUACCACGGGGCGCGCCACUUCAUCGCGUCCCUCAUUAAGAACCGUCCAGGUUGGGACAGCCCCGUCGACUUAUACACACUGUCCACGGUCAAUGUGGUGCGCAAGUACGCGAGCAUCCUCGAUACAAUCACGAGCAUGAUGAUCGCCGCAUUCACGAAGCGCAGCGUGGGCGCACACCCCUCCCCGUUGCUAUUCAUGAGCGGGGUGGGCGAGAUCCGGACGGCGCAGCGCGCGAUGACGGACGCACAUAUAAGCCAGAUGAAGUGGUUCCGGUGGGGUUGGAUCGGGUUGAGCAGGUACAUGGCUGUAAACGACCUGAACCUAGAGAAGAUAUCAUGAAUGAGGAGGGGAAAGCGGUGUAUCAUAGGCGCGAGGGUGUUAAUAUUGCUUUAGAGAUGGGAUACAGGAGGGGUUAUGCGACUGGGCAUCUACUAUUCGAGGACUUCAAGGCGUGAUCGUGGGAGGCUGUGGAAGACACAUAGCAAACUUGGGAUAUUCUUAUUGCCGCUGGGCAAAUGUGAUCACUUCAAUUUCAAAGAGCUCAGUAGUCUGGUACCUGGGUGAAAGAUGGUCCAUGGCCGCCCCAUUGAAUAUUUAUACAAGCGAGGCGACUCCGGUCAGGGAUGCGACGGGAUCCUAUUGCCCUACUUAUACCCUAAUAGUGAUUCCGAUCUUCAACAACCCCACUCCGAACUGGUGUAUCGGUAACAUAUCCGCCUCUCACCAUUCGAAAGAAUUAUGAAUCCGCGGUUGCGCGGGGUUCGACUCCCCGGUUCGGAAUAUUUCAGAACCAUCUACUCUCAAGUAGAUCAGUCAAUAUUUUUUGUUUUCAUGUUGGAUAUCUUUUUAUAUCUUUUUGCCAAUUCCGUUGCUAUUACUUAGUAGGUAGAUUUAAUAUGGCGGUUCAGCUAGGACAUAUCCUCUUGGUCAUUUAUUUUUUUCUGAAUAGAAUAUCUCCAGUUUAGUAUUUUACUAUUUGAAGAGAUGGGCAGAAGCUUAAAAACGUCACUCGAGGCGGCCACAGUGAGGGCAGCUAGAAGUACCAUGCAAAUGGGGAUUCUAGAGAAUUGUAUAUUUCCAUUGCUUCCCUCCAAAAGAAGAAGCUGCUCAAAGAAGGUGUUGACGCCCAUAAACCCAUAAAGGGUCCAUAAACAUUUAUUCAAGGCUGGCUGCCGAUGGCGGCAACUUCCGCCCUAGUCAAAUCGCGAUCUUUGAUAACCCGCACCACGCCAGCA
Messenger RNA from Pseudogymnoascus verrucosus, 2093 nucleotides. It is a transcript of the gene GPI12, whose product is annotated as N-acetylglucosaminyl-phosphatidylinositol de-N-acetylase. The coding region runs from base 343 to 1197 and encodes 284 amino acids. The record is from RefSeq and is a predicted model, not a curated record. Lineage: Eukaryota; Fungi; Ascomycota; Leotiomycetes; Thelebolales; Thelebolaceae. Gene Ontology annotation, molecular function: N-acetylglucosaminylphosphatidylinositol deacetylase activity. The transcript is spliced from 3 exons. Gene Ontology annotation, cellular component: endoplasmic reticulum. Gene Ontology annotation, biological process: GPI anchor biosynthetic process.